UCCGGUUUGUAGGAGCGGAGUGUGCUCGUCUCUCUCCCUGAGCAGGAGGAGGAAGCAGCAGCAAAAUCCAAGCUUUUCACAUUUCCAACAAUGCUUUCGACAGAACCUGCCUUCGACGGGAGCAGAAUGAUUAAAGGAAACGAAAUCUGUUCAUUGGGGUAAGUGUUAUCAGAUCUGAAGGAGGAGGAUUAAUCUGACUCUUCAUUGCUUCGACUAGUUCAUUCUCGUUGCCUUCUUGAAGGUUUGAAGACACCGAUGGAUACGAAUGAGAAUAACAAGUUUGAGCUGGAGAAGAACCAUGGCAAUCACUUGAGCAACCACAGUUCUGGCAUCUCUGAUCACUGGCAAUUCAACACCUCAACCUCCUCCAUGGCUGCCGGCCUUAUGAAUUUGGUGACCUCGUCUCCAUAUCCUUCAGCUUCGGAGAUGGAGCCCUUCACUCCUGGCCUCUGGAACCACCAUGCCGCUAAUUGUGUGCCGAUUGGAGAACCAGUUGCAGUGUCCUCCGGAGGGAUGCUGCCAUCGACUGUUCCUGGAAUUUCUUCCCCAAGACUGCCUCAUUUCCCCGCUGAAACGGCCUUAGUUGAACGGGCAGCAAGGUUUCCAUGUUUCAGUGGUCGUAAUUUUAGUGGCAUGAACCUCCUAUUUCGUCCAUCUGAAUCAAUGGUUCCAUAUACUAAUGCCAUGGAAGAUGUUACUGAGAUCCAGCUUGGGAAGACUGAAAUGAAUACAACUGUACAAAAUGGUGUCUUGCUCCCUGUUGACAAUGCAUCCGUCAACAGAGGUCUGAUCACUAAUCAAAUAGACUGCGAAUCCCGUGAAGCCAAUUUCACCAAAGGUGGUCAGGAAGGGAACACUGAUUCAUCUGAUGCAGCUAGGAAUUCAUCUCCUAAGAAGAGGAGGACCACUCAGAAGGAAGAGGUGAAAAGAGGCCCACAAUCAUCCUCAGAGACCACAAAGGAGACCACUGAAGGUAAACAAAAAGUAGACCAGAACAGCUCCGAGCACAGUGGAAAGAAUGGAAAAUAUAGCUCAGAAGCUGCAAAGGGGGAUUGUGUUCAUGUUAGAGCACGGCGUGGACAAGCAACUAAUAGUCACAGUCUUGCAGAAAGAGUAAGAAGGGAAAAGAUAAGUGAAAGGAUGAAGUAUCUUCAGGAAUUAGUGCCUGGUUGCAGCAAAGUCACAGGGAAAGCAGUUAUGCUGGAUGAGAUCAUAAACUAUGUUCAGUCACUCCAAAGUCAGGUUGAGUUCCUCUCCAUGAAGCUUGCUGCUGUCAAUCCACAACCCGAAUUCAGCACAGAAGGGCUUCUGGCUAAAAACCUUCUACAUUCUCAUGGUGGCUGCUCAUCUGCAACUGGAUUGCCGCAGGAGAUGAUUUAUCCUCAGGUAUCUCUAUAUCCAUCUCAGCAGGGUUUGAUGCAUUCUGCAAUCUCUGCCAUUAUUAACCCUUCAGAGGCACUUAGGAGAGACAUGAAUGCUCAAUUAUCAACAACCAGUGUUUAUAAAGAGUCUUCUCUGCAGAGAGUAGGUAUUUGGAUCAAGGACACCAAAAGGGACAAAUUGAAGGAGAAGGAAAGAGAUACACAAUCCUUGGAACAAAGAGGUCGUCAUGCAAAUGACCUACGGUGCUAUUCCUCCAAAUGCACCAGAGAUGGAUACUAAACCUGAUGGCUUCACCAUCUAAAACAACUACUCUCACCAAGUUCCUGUGCUAACAUCCUAAAAUCUCAUUGUGCCUCCUUGGUUUGCGGCUAGAUCACUCAAAAGCACUCAUCGAUCAGAAGACCGGGAUAAGAGGUAGAUGAACGUACAGAAGAUUCAGCAUUCCUCUUCUACAUGUUACAUGAUGUAGCGGCCGUUAUGCUUUUGGAAGUAAUUAUAGAGAGACAGUGAAUGUUCCUUAACAUUAAGAGUUGGCUUUUCAUUUGUAAUGACAUAUAGGAUAAAAAGCUCAGCUGAUACAUGAAUAGAAAGCUCGGAUGUAAAAUGGGUUUAUUUUUUUUAUCAAAAUGGAACAUCAAUUUUGCAGUCAUGUUGUGCUUCUUCUACUUCUGGCUCACGUGGUUCUGCUGGUUCUGUUUGAUUCAUCAU
This is a messenger RNA of Musa acuminata subsp. malaccensis (wild Malaysian banana), 2091 nucleotides long. The record is from RefSeq and is a predicted model, not a curated record. Lineage: Eukaryota; Viridiplantae; Streptophyta; Magnoliopsida; Zingiberales; Musaceae.